ACUUGCACCGGUAAUAAAAAGCGCUUAAAUACAGCAUUGAACGUCCUUGGUUGUAUUCUGGUGGGAUUGUACCGUAUUAGUUUCACACAGCUGAUAUAUCUUGAUGGAGUAUGACCCGGCUUCACCAACGGAUGAGUUAGAGGAUUGUUCUCCGUCGCUUGAUUUAUCAGCUAUUCCACUACCAAGGCCAAUUAAUGCUCCUAUACCAAAGAGUGUCAGUGAUGUAUGUAAUAUUCCACUACCGCCGGCUGCCAAGAUAGAAGCUUCUGACAUUCCCUUACCAAACCUCAAUCUAACAGUUGAAAAUGUAGAAGAUAAAGGACCGCCGUUUUAUCCUCGUUUGUCUUAUCUCCCAAAGUCUGACACAAUGGAGUCUUUAGGACCUCUUAAAUUUAGUAUGCGAAAGUCUACCAAGUCUUUACCAGGUUCAGAUGUGCCUACAGAAUCAUCCGGGGUUUUCGAGUCAUCUAAGGAUGUGAAAGUUGAGGAGCCUAAAGCCAUGCCUAAACUCCAAGCGAUGAUGAAAAGGUCAAAGCCUUCUCAACUUCCUGUCGGUGUCUUACCUGCAAAAAACAAAUUGCCUGCUACUGAGGUCAAGACCGAUUUAUUUCUACCAACUAAAGAAAGUGAGACUUUAAGUUCUACUUCAGAUCACACCAAAGGUUUACUGUCUCAUCCUCAUUCUGUUCCAUCUUCUGAAUCCAGUGAUCUUCAGUCUACUAGUUCUAUGAUCAGUUCCGGACAACUGAUCCUAUCCGGUACAGUUGACAAGUCUAUGGUACUUAGUAAUAACAUUGCGAAUAAAGCACAUAUUCCUGGAACAAAUUUACCAUUGAAAGCCUCUCCAAUACCAAAUUUAAUGAGUUUAAAUAUCCAACCGCUUCACCACUCUGUACCGAUCGUUGCCACUCGAAAUUUGAUCCAUGCUCAUGCAACUGAUCCCACUCUUGUUCAGGCGUCGAUACCCCCAACUGCUGGAAUGCAGUUUGUUAACCCCCAAAAGUUUAGAUCUGCACAGAUGAUUGCUACUCCGUUGAUAGCUAAUCCGGCCGUUGCGAACCAGUCUCAACAGAAUGAGGAGACGCCGAAGAGUAAAAAUGGUCGUCGUCGAUCAAGAUCACAUUCCCACAAGUAUCCUAGGUCACACAGACGGUCUCGUUCUAGAAGGUCUAGUGGAAAUCGACACUCACGACGUCGUCACUCAUCUAGCUCAUCGAAUUCAGUGCACCGCUCUAGCCGUGCUCGCCACAGAUCGCGGUCAUAUCAGAACUCUAAAGAGCGUCACCGUUCAUCUACUGAUCACGGUCACCUUAAAGGUAGUAGGAAACGCAGUAUUGAUCACAAAAGAAAAUUAGAAGCUGCUGAAAGUAUAGGAAAACGGGACUCAGACAGAAAAAAGUUCCCUACUUCUCAGAAAAAACUAGACCACAAAAAUUCACACUUGGAAGAGACAAAGAGAUCUUAUCAUCGCUCAGGCACUCCAGAAAAAAAAAAGAAAGUGUGUGACAAAACUGAACGAUCAUCGUAUGUUAAAAAAAGCAAGACUAGCACAAAAAGUGCAGUUGCUCGACCCAUCGUCAAGAGCCUUACAGAAAAGGUAAAUUCUGAUGUUAAGCGGGAAUCUGAUAAUGUGCAAUACGUUCAGACGCAGAAAUUGACUUCACGUAUUACUGGUACACUCGAAGAUGUUUACCGUAAGACCCAUCCAAAACUGGGUUACAGACAAUCAUCAGAACAAACUGAUAGUGAUGAUCCCUCGAAUAGUAGCUCUAAUUCAUCAUCAAACAGCGAAAAUCGGUCUCCUUCUAGAAAGCUUAUUCCACUUAAGCAUGAACAGUCGAGUAAUAGUAGCUCGACGGAUUCCGACUCAAGUCAACAUGGAACUAAUCAUUCUACCAGUGAGGUUAAACGUCGACCCAGUGAGGUUAUUCGGAAUGAACGACAAGUGAGUAAUAUGAAAUCUCAAAAACGGACGUCACAGUCACUCCAUCCAUCCAAAAGUGUGAAUAUAGAUGAAAUACCACUACCAUCUCCACCUAACAAUAUACCAAAUUGUAUGGAAGUUCAGCCGGUGGAUAGCUAUGUCAUGGAGUCGGAGUCGAAUGUGGAGUUGGACACAGUCUGUCCACAUAAUGUAGAAGUUGAUAAUGCUCAGAGCUGUCCUGGGGGUGAGUUUAUCGUCACUGUCAAUGACGUCCUUGAACCCAUCUCAGUUCCUGACUUAUUUUCUCAUGUUUCAAGUGAACCUAGUUCCAUCAACGAGUCAUCCCAGCAUUUGGAUAUGCAAGGUGUUCAAAAAAUGUGUGAGGUGACUGAUGGCAUCCAGUCACAACCUGCUAGAGACCUGGAUGUGUUAGAUAUCCAGUGCUCUGAAAUUGUUGAACACGUAGAUGGUACACCACUAACAGUUGUCAGUACACAGGACAUUAGGCCAUGCGAAUCGAAAUACGACCUGCGGAAACGGAAGACUAAGCCUCAUAUCCCGAUGUGUUUUCUGUCCAACACUCUCAAUCCGUAUGAAAGGUUAUCCGAUUAUGAUGUUGAUCUUAGCAGCAUUUUUUCUUCGUAUCCUGGGGCACCUAUUCCACAAUACACUCACUUGUUGAACAAUGACUACAGUCUUUUGAAUUCGACCCGUUCAUCGAUUCCCAGUAAGUCAACAUACUCGGGGAGUGGUAAGCUUCUUGGGGCAUCUGGAUUGCGUGCUAGUUCAUUACACUAUGAGAUGCGACAAUGGAUUUGUGAUUGCGUCGCUCCUACUCCAGUGGAACUUGAUCUAGGCAUACUUUCCUGUGGUCCUGGUUGUAUCAACCGUGCUCUGAAUAUUGAGUGCGGACCGCAUUGUGCUGCUGGUGAUUUUUGUAGUAAUCGUCAGUUCCAGAUGAGGCUUUACGCUCCGACAAGACCCUUUUAUGCGGGUAAAGACAAAGGGUGGGGACUGAUGGCAACAGAUAACGUCGAGAAAGGAUCUUUUGUAAUUGAAUAUGUGGGAGAAGUAAUUGACUUUUCUGAAUUUCGUCGACGUAUCCGGCGGUACGAACGCCUGGGUCACGCUCAUCACUACUUUAUGGCUGUGGAGUCAGAUAGAUUCAUCGAUGCUGGUAGUAAAGGCAACUGGGCAAGAUUCGUAAAUCACUCAUGCGAACCCAACUGUGUUACUCAAAAGUGGAGUGUGGAUGGUGAAAUACGCAUUGGAUUUUUUGCUAAAGAAGAUAUCCCAUCUGGUCAGGAAGUAACCAUAGAUUAUCAGUUUGUCCAGUAUGGGGUUUCUGAACAAAAGUGUUAUUGUGGUGCGUCUACCUGCUCUGGUGUAAUGGGGGCGACCAGCAAAUAUUUGCAAGAAAAAGUUCGCAUGAAAGACACUACAAUGGUUGAAAGACGCAUUCUCCAACUCCUUCAAUUAGAUUCGUUCAGAAAUGCAGACGAUAUAACUCUGUUAUUACAAGUUAUGGUUCAAGAAUGCCUUACAAGGUACACUCGACUGCAGCUUCUCAGCCGUCUGAUCAAAACAGAAAACGAUGCUUGUCUUAAACUUUUUCGACAGUAUAAUGGUCUCGAUAUGUUGGCGGCCUUUAUGUGUGAUGCAGCGCCGAAAGAUUGGGAACUCAAAAAGCAGAUAUUAGUUUGCUUGAAACACAUCCCUGUUUCAGAGCAAAAACAGGUACAGUCGAAUUCACGCCUUAUGGAAAUAGUAGCACAGUGGACUUCCAAUCCUCACCACUGUCGGGCACGUAGUAUUCCUCCCGAGUCGUGGAAGAGUGCUGAUGUACAUAUAGCAGAUACUUCAAAUGUUACUUUGGUUAGAUUUUCCACUGAUGAACUCCCUAUGGAGUCGAAUUUCGACUCUGAUGAAACAAAAUCACUUUCUAAGAGUACCAAGGACAAUGAAUCAUCUUCCAUACAAACAGGUGAUAAGAAUAGUGAUUUUGCUGCAUCACCUUCGAGUUCCGACUCAUUUAGUUCUUCCUUGAAGGAGAAUGCAUCAUGUGUGUUGCAUGCUUCGACACUCCCAGUUUACGAAGAAGGAUUUAACGCUAUCACUCAAACUUCGGAUUGUGAUAUGUCCCCCGUAACUGUUGUGGAUGAUGAUAAUGGUGAAAUUGAAAUCGGAUAUGCAGCCGACAACAACGAAAUAAAUAUGGAUACUGAAGAAUGUAAAGCUAAGACGAAUGAGGAAUGGAUAGAAGAGAUCAAGGCUUUGGCUUGUAAACUGCUUGAAAAAUGGUCUAAAUUACCGAAGGAAAACUACCGGAUACCGCGAUUGGAGCGUCAAGAGACCGAGAAAAUGCUUCAUAUAUCAAAUCCAAUUGGUUCUUCUCUUAUCUCUUGGGGAUCGGAAUACAAAGAUGAACAAGCAAUAUCCAAUAAAUCUUGGACUCACAAUAGUAACAGUAAAUUCCAGUCAAAUAAAACUCUGCGUGACAAACUGGUUUCAUCUUUCAUUCGAGAGCAGAAUGGUCCAAAAGCAUCCAACAGUUCGUCAUGUUUGUCCAAAGCUGAGAGACGUAUGCUUUUCGAAGCUCAAGUUAAAGCUAAUGAAAAUCAAUGUUCAUCUGAAAAUUCUGUUCCUACAUCGGAUGAUUUUGUGCAGACAAAUCCAUCUAAUGACGAAAAGGAUACAGAUCAUCUUCGUCAGCUAUUACUCUGUGCACUUUUAAGUGAGUGCGGUCGAAACGAUACUGCCCUUUCAAAUCUUUUAUCUAACAUAGCUGUAGAAUUGAAAAGCAUGCCUGUUGUUUCUACUUUGUUACAAGCCUUACCUCGUAUGUUGACUUUGAUGUCCAGUUCCAACGAUUCAGAUUUGGUUACGCGUCUUUGUAAAGAACUCAAACGGUAUGCUGAUGAUGACUUAAACUCAUUACCUGCGGGCUGGAGAUCAGCUGCUGACUCGAGUGGGCGACUGUAUUAUUACAAUAAAGAAACCAAUAGUGUUCAGUGGGAGAAGCCACUAAUAAAUUCCAAUGAAAAAGAUGACAAAAACACUCUUACUGAAGAGCAAUAUGGACAGAUGAAAAGACAGUUUACGCAUGAGGUUGGAAAUUACAUUUUGCGUCUUCUGAAGCCCUACAGACUACCCAAUUGUUUGACUGGUCGUAUAGACUCAAGCGAAGACUUUGUGCAUAUAACGAAAAAAGUAGGAUUACUCUUUUAUUAUCUAGUAACAUGUAUGUAUGAUAUACGUCCAUGGCUUAAAGCUGAUAUCUAAUUACUUCAUUUUCCCAUCUUCCAUAAGUUUUGCAUUUCAAAUAGCAAUGAGAAAUUGCGAAAUGUAGAAGACAAAACAUCUCAUGUAAGAAAUACAUGCAAAUGAGUUUUCCUGUAAGUAAAAUUAAGAGAGUAUACCUGUAUUUGAUGGCUCAUAGUCUUUUUCAUUUUCACUACGACUCCUCAACAACGUAAAAUUGUAUUUUUGAAAGACAGAAUUUUCUUAACAUAUUGUCCAGCUCGUCAAUACGAAUAUUCUAAACUUCCCUUCUGUACUUACGUUGGCACACAUUCAGUUCCUUCCAUGGUCAAAAUAAGUUUAUUAUAUUUUAUGUAUGUUCAUCUUGAGCUAUAUAUUUAUUGUCAAUACCGCUCAUCCAAUAAAAUUACAACGGAAUACUCAUAAACAAAUAACAACUUGAUGUACAUCAAGAAAUGCCGUCAGAUUUCUUCCAUGAGUUUAGUUUCUAUUUAGUCACUAUUCGUAUCGCUCUUCAGGAUUUCACUUAUAUAUUUGUUAUCUCAUUGUAGUUAUAGUGUCUUUAAUGUUCUGUUUACAUCUGCCCAUCUUAAAACUAAUGUUCAUUUGUGGUGAACAUGAUCUUCAAUAAAGGGAUAGUCAAAAUAUAUUGCUGGUAUCAUUGUAAUACAUCAUUCUUAAUUUGUUUUUUCGAUUUUCGUUACAUUCAUGUAAUAUUUUAGACAAUUAAAAAGAAAUUAUCUCAACUCUAUUUUCCAGCUAACUCAUUCGUUCGUAUCGAAGGAACUAAAGCGAUCAUCACUAACUUCACCACCAACUUUUUCAAAUGGACUUCAAGAACGUAUACGUUUAAGUGUUACACGGUAUAUGACUUCACGCGGGCCAGUAUAUAGGCGUAAAACGAAAAUCAAUAAUCCGAGUCAAUCGGAAAACCAGUGAAUAAUGUACACUAAUUCAUCGAUAUCUGUAUUUACAAUGGCAUGUCUUUUUAGAAGCAUCUUUGUAUAUAUUGUUUUUGCAUAUGAAAUUUAACACGUGAAUUGAAAAGAUCUGUUGAAAGUACGAUUCACGCGGACAAGCUACAUAUAAUUUUCUCAACUAAACCAGUACUUACACAACGUAUGAAGGAUAGGAUACAUACAGGGGGACUAUGUGUGUGUACCAAUUCAACUGCUCCUGUAGAGCUAGUUACAUAGGCCAUACUUAGGGUUUUAACCUUGUAUGUUCAUGAACAUGUACCAGCAUGGUUGGGAAAAGUUAUUACUAAUUCGAUUAACAGUGCCAUUCCUUCUCUCUUGGUAGUAAAUGAACAUCAUAUCAAAAUAGAGAAUACUUCCUCUAUGUUUACCUUGACCUACGACUGGAUACCUAAAAUGAAUUUUACAAACCUCUUACCCCCUUCCCAUUUUUUAAUUAGUUCUAUCUUAAUCUUCAUAUCCAUCUUCUCCAAUUCACAUGAACUCUUUUUUUCACAGUUACCUCGAUCACACCACUUUUACUUCAUAUUAUUUAUUACCAUUAUUGUGAUUGCCAUUAUCAUUAUACCUCAGUUACCAAGAUGGAAUUCUCCUAACAUGCAUUUUAUUCAUACGAUUUUCUUCAUUUAAAUUUUUACUAUAUUGUGACUUGACACCAUUCGAAAUCAUUAUGACCUUUCUAAUUUACAAGUAACACAAUUCUGUAGUAUAUAUGUCGAAACAGUUACAAACGUUCACCAUUUUUAACACACAACAUUGUCAAUUUUAUUAAUAAAUAUCAUAUUUUGGCCUUUUUAAAAUGUCCUAAUUUUGGACUUAAAACUGUAGAGCUUGGUGAUGGAGUUACAGUAAACAACUGUUCUCGUAAAUAUUCUUCAUUUUUGGCUAUUCUAUGGGGCUUUUUAAACUGCAUAUGAAAUUUUCUCGUCGUAGUAACUUUCUUGUAAACACCGUUGUUAUUUAGUGUUUGCAUAAAAUUAUUAUCAAAGAAUGGAGGGCAUGCUAAUUUUUUUUCAUCAAAGCUUCGAGAAUUCUCUUCGAUUCUGGCUUAUUUAUUUUGUCUAAAGAAAGACAUGGCACGGAAAUUCUAUUCUGGCUGUUUGUCUAUAUUUCACUAUGAAUGGACCUCUUAGUUUAUUAUUUCAUAAUUACUCUUUAAUUCUGAUCCCAUUUUAGCUCAAACUUCAGGUUAGUUUUCACUUAUAAAUUUGCAUUGAUUUAAGUAAUAACAUUUGUGAGAACCGCCAUGAGAUCAUAUGAAAAUUACUUCUCUGGUUUUGAAGUAGUUAAUCAUAGUGAUAAAAAUACAAACACUUAUCGUAGUACGUAUGAGUUUCUGGACAAUAUUCAAGAGUGUCGACUUUAAACGAGAUGGAUCAUACCAAGAUAUAAUUAUUGGUUAGAAAAAGCGUUUCAUUUGGGAAGCUAUCUAUGUAUUGGGAACGAUAAUUGGAAGUCAAUGCUUACGAAAUUUUCUGAAUAUGUUGACCACUCUUAGGAUACAAAAACAGAUCCAGACCUAAUAUAUAUUCUCCUUGCUUGUGAACCAAUGAGUAAACUUGAUUUGUUUUGUGUAUUGCGUUUUUACACCAUUCGUUGCUCUCGCAAAAUCGCGUGGGUGUUCUCUAUGCAUACAAUUCAAACCAUAUCACAAAAGCUGUGGAUAGCUAUGUCCUUUUUCCGCUACUUAGAAACUUAUAGAUUUCCAGUUGCACAAAUUUGCUAAAGAUUUAAACCUAUGGGUUUAUAACCAUGCUAGUGCUUAAAACGAGGCAUAAAAAUUUGUUUUGUUUACAUUACCUCGUCACAAGGUUACUGGAUAAUAACCUGUAUGUGCAGAAGCGAUCACAGACACGCAUCAUUUUACACCUUUUUGUCUGCAGUAAAUUAAAGAGAAUUUCGGAACUUGUUUCACGUUCGAACUGAAGACCGCUAAUGUCGAUGAGGAUUUAGGCCUUUCGCUCUCACUGAAGUGAGUAUGCAUGAUGUAUCACUACUUGGGUAUAACGGAA
Molecule: messenger RNA, 8174 nt
Organism: Schistosoma bovis
Lineage: Eukaryota; Metazoa; Platyhelminthes; Trematoda; Strigeidida; Schistosomatidae
Source: the annotation of a GenBank genome assembly